AUGUUUCGUUUGAACAGUGACAUGACAAUCCAAGUGUCAAGAAAUGAAUCGAAUUCUUCCGAAAGUUAUGCAAUAUCCGAUGAUACGAUAAAAUUAUUGAAAAACGAAAACUAUGUCGAACCCAAGGUGUAUGGAAAAGGAAUAACGAAUGGAUUACCGAAGGGAGUUAUGACUGGUUUUUUUGUCGAAUCCCAAAACGGAUUAAAGGAUGUUGCCGUCUGGGUUUUCGCAGGUAAAUUAAUUGAACAAUCAUUUGCCACCGCCAAAUUCAUUUCAAAAUUUGAAAGAAUAAUCGAAAUUUGGUGAUAAUUUCUUGGAAAAAAUCAACUUUGAGAUAAAAACUUGGGAAAAAUCUUCCUGUGCUGAAAAAUAACCACAUAUUUUAACGAAUUUUUGAUAUAGAAAACGAGAAAAAUAGAUUAUCCUCUAUUUUCAGACUCAUAUAGUAUUCAAGUGGACUCCGAAGAUUGUGAAGAAGAUCCAAAUAAACGUUUUUUUGUUUAUAAAACCAGUGGAGAAGUAGUCGACGUUAUUGUAUCUUUCAAAGGCAAAAUUAUAACUCUUAACCGAAUCCAUAUUUCUAAACAAAACGUGAAAGCGACAAAUAAUCGAUAUGCUGAUAAAAACAAAGAUUUAUUACCAAGAUCGAGUAGAGAUCCAGGAACGACCACCACGAGAUCAUCGAUUUCUUCUAGAUCAACAAUUGAAAAUGCUAGGAGUUCGUCGCCCAGAAAUGAAUAUUCCGUUGAUAAUCAAACAAUAAUAAUUUCGCCUAGACAAAAGUUGAAUUCUGCACCAACAUUGUCGAAUUCUGAAGAUACAGAUACAACAAUCCAACACGCUGAUUCUUCAACAUAUUUAUCGGAAGAAUCUUACUAUGUCAGUAGAUCAAAUGAAGUUUUUUCAUCACCAACAGUGUCAAGAAUUACUCGCGGUACCUUGGAUAAGCGUAGGUUUCAAAUAUUUCAUAAAAGCACAUCUGGAGAGUGAGUGUACUAUAAGUGUUUUUGGCAUUGUGCCAAAAUGUAAAAUAUUCAUGAAUUUCGAAAACAUACUUAGUUUUCAACAAUUUUCAUUCACUUUUAUCAAGUUAGAAAAAAAGUCAUCGAAUUUAACGCCGAAAAUUUCAAAACCAAAAAGUUGUUUCGAGUACAGUACAAAUCUCGAAAAAAUGAUAUAACCCAACAAAUAUUUUUUUUUCAAUAGAACCAAGAAAACGAAAAAUCAUAUCCUUGAAAUUUCAACAAAUAGAACAUUUUACAGAUUCGCUCCGUUCUCAAAAUCGACCAACAUCAUUCCAACCAGUUGCAUCUUCAACAAUGGUUGUUGAAACGGGUGCCUCUUUUAAUUUGUGAGUUUUUUUUGAGCAGUACUGAUGUUAUCCAACUCUUUGAUAAUUUCAGGAGAAGAUUUCCAACAACUUCGAUGGAAACACAGCAUGUAAGUUUUAUUUUCUCGUGAAUAACACAUUAAAAUUUAAUUCAUUUUAAAGAUAAAAGCUGCGCUGGCCGAACAUUUGGCGAAAUAUGGUUUCCCAACAGAUUUGCUCGUUGAUGGUACAACACGUAUCGGAAAUGAGUCUGUUCCAUACGUGGUUAUUUCGAAAAUGGCAACGUAAGUUUUUAAUAUCAACGUUAAAAAAAACAAAACUCAUAUUUUCAGUUACUCUAUUGAGGGAUGUCGUCGUAGCGAUCGAAUUUUUCGUUUAAAUAUGGUCAAAUUGGUAGCAUCAUACUAUGGAAUCAAUCCUCGUUCUUUAUCUGAUCGUUUAACGAAACAUAUGAAACAAAGAGGCGUGACUGAUGCAAAUACUUGGCAAGAAUGUUCUAGUUUGUUAUAA
This is a messenger RNA of Caenorhabditis angaria, 1840 nucleotides long. Lineage: Eukaryota; Metazoa; Nematoda; Chromadorea; Rhabditida; Rhabditidae. The record is from the annotation of a GenBank genome assembly.